AUGUACAUAAAAUUAGACGGUACUGUUUUACACACAAACCAGUUUUCAGUAACAAGACAUCAAAAAUCUGUGUCAAAUGUAAAUACAGAAUCUGGGAUGCCAGGUGCAUUUUUCAGUUAUGAGUUAUCACCUUUAAUGGUAAAAUAUACUGAAAAAGAAAGGUCUAUUGGUCAUUUUGCUACAAACAUCUGUGCAAUUGUUGGUGGAGUAUUCACUGUAGCUGGUAUUUUUGACACUCUAUUAUAUCAUUCACUAAAUGCCUUCCAAAACAAGGUUAUUUUAGGUAAAGCAGGC
Molecule: messenger RNA, 294 nt
Organism: Brenthis ino (lesser marbled fritillary)
Lineage: Eukaryota; Metazoa; Arthropoda; Insecta; Lepidoptera; Nymphalidae
Source: the annotation of a GenBank genome assembly